UCUUGUGCUAAUAUAAAAACCCGUUUAAACUGAAACUUUUAAAUUUUGAAGAAACUUUAUGAUCUGGAAUUUAACUUGAGUUUCUUUUUUUUGUUAAUUGGGUGUUUUUCUUUUUUCUUUUCUAUAUCAUGAAUUAAAGCUAGUUUUAGUGCUGCAAUUCAUAGAUUAUCCAAAAAAGAGCGAGCGGCCAACACUGUUUCAUUUUUUGUUGUUGUUGCUGUGAUAGUGAAUUUGUGUUUUUUCAUAUUGUUGAUUGAUCAAUGGCUGCACCUAGGAACAGUGGGAAAUCAAAAAUAUCAACACAAGAAACUCAUAAUUUCACAGGAUUGGACUUUGACCAUCAUUAUCAUCAUCAUGAAUUAGCCUUUGAUGAAACUAGAGAAUGGAAGCAAGUUUUUGAUGAAGCUUCUAUGUCUCAAACAAACAACACUAGACCGUUGAAAAAAACCAAAAGCCCUGAACAUCAACCUUCAUCUUCAUCACCAUCUUCAUCUUCUAGACUGUUUCCAUUCGCAUUUGAUGGAAACAAUCAACACACAAUCGAGACAUUACAACAAUACAGAUCGAAUUCUUUCCCAGCUUCUCAUUCGAAUCUAAGCCCCUCAUUCCCACAUCAACAACAACCAUCACCAAACCAACAAAUGAUCUCUUUUAACCACCACCAGCAGCAACAACCUCAAAUGAUCCAUGGGUUCCCGCCGUAUUUUUUAGGCGAGAAUCCAGGUUUAUCUCAACAUCAGAUGCUAAGUUAUUGGAGUGAUUCAUUGAAUCUUAGCCCAAGAGGAAGGAUGAUGAUGAUGAAUAAAAUGAGACCACCAAUUCAACCCAUUCACACAACUAAAUUGUAUAGGGGUGUAAGGCAGAGGCAUUGGGGUAAAUGGGUUGCUGAAAUCCGUCUGCCGCGUAACAGAACCCGUCUCUGGUUGGGUACUUUUGACACGGCAGAGGACGCGGCGAUGGCAUAUGAUCGGGAAGCAUUUAAGCUUCGGGGUGAGAAUGCACGGCUUAACUUCCCUGAGCGGUUUUUGGGGAAAACCAAGACAGAAUCGGGGCAGAAUUCAGGCGAGGGUUCUUCAUCGUCCCCACCAUUAACAGAACUAGUGAAAGACGAUACUAUAAAGGAGAAAUCGAAAGAAUCACAGGAAAACGAGACAGAGACUGAACUUUUCCAUGGGGAUAACCCGGGAACAGGGGAAAGGAAUUCUGAUUCUGAACCGGCUUGGGGAGAAUUGGCCGAGAAUUGGUAUAAUUCAGGUUGGGGACCCGGGAGUGCAGUAUGGGAUUGUCUUGAUUCCAACAACAAUCUAAUGUUUCCAACAAAUUUUGAUGUUGAAAACAUUCAAGAACAUCAUGAACAAGAACAUGGGAAUCAUGAUUUCUCUGUUUUUGAAUCGCAAAUGAAUACUUUCUUUUAAAAGAAAAAGUUUGAUUUUAGUUGUGGAACUGAGGCUGCAUAUUUUAAGCCUUGUUUCUACAUAUUAUGACUUGUACUUGGUAGUAAUAGUAGUAGUAGUGGUAUUAGUAGUAGUGGCAACUAGCAAGUGCAGGGGCAGAACAGAUAGAGACAGUUUUAUGAUCUCUUUUGUUGUAGUAGAGUGUCCCCUCGAUCUUCAUCAGCUGCAAGAUCUAUUUUUUUGAUCUUCCAUUGAUGUCCCAUUUAGUUCCUUGUUUUUUGAGUGAUGUUUUGUGUUUUUGCAUCCUCACAAUACAUAUGAGUAGUAAAUAGUAGAAUUCAUGUCAUGUUCAGUUGAUUUU
Erigeron canadensis is the source of this 1755-nucleotide messenger RNA. Its product is annotated as ethylene-responsive transcription factor ERF054-like. The transcript has a single exon. The record is from RefSeq and is a predicted model, not a curated record. Bases 261 to 1415 code for a protein of 384 amino acids. NCBI's taxonomy places the organism in Eukaryota, Viridiplantae, Streptophyta, Magnoliopsida, Asterales, Asteraceae. Gene Ontology annotation, biological process: regulation of DNA-templated transcription. Gene Ontology annotation, molecular function: DNA-binding transcription factor activity; DNA binding.